This is a messenger RNA of Ipomoea nil (Japanese morning glory), 2643 nucleotides long. RefSeq names its product G-type lectin S-receptor-like serine/threonine-protein kinase At4g27290. Bases 3 to 2513 code for a protein of 836 amino acids. NCBI's taxonomy places the organism in Eukaryota, Viridiplantae, Streptophyta, Magnoliopsida, Solanales, Convolvulaceae. The record is from RefSeq and is a predicted model, not a curated record. The transcript has 9 exons. Gene Ontology annotation, biological process: recognition of pollen; protein phosphorylation. Gene Ontology annotation, molecular function: ATP binding; protein serine/threonine kinase activity.
UUAUGCCAAGGGUAAUGGAGAAAUCCAUGGAGAAUUCCCCUUUCUUCCUUCUCCUCUUCAUCUCCUUGCUUUUCCUUAACAUCUCCUCUGAAACAGACACUAUAACAUCUACCCAAUCCAUCAAAGACGGCGACACCAUUGUCUCCUCGGACGGAACUUUCGAGCUAGGAUUCUUCACUCCCGCCAAUUCCCAGAACCGAUACGUGGGAAUCUGGUACAAACUCACUGACAGAACCCCUGUCUGGGUUGCCAAUAGACAAGCGCCGCUCAAGAACAAGUCAGGAGUGUUGACGAUCAGUCAACCCGCCGGAGUUCUUUCUCUCCUCGAUGCUUCUAACCAAACCAUAUGGUCCACCAACUCCUCCGGCCCGUCCCCGAAAAACCCGGUCGCGCAAUUGCUGGAAACAGGGAAUCUUGUCGUGAGAGAAGCGGAUGAUGAUAGCCCGGAAAAUUUCAUCUGGCAGAGCUUCGAUUACCCGAGUAAUACAUUGUUAGCCGGCAUGAAGUUCGGGAAAAACUUGGUUACCGGUCUGGAAGUGUAUCUUUCGUCGUGGAAGAGCCCCGAGGAUCCUGCGCCGGGGGAGUAUACAUAUCACUGUGACAUCACAGGGUACCCGCAGGACCUUCUGAGAAGAGGGUCGAAAGUGGUUUACAGAGCGGGGCCGUGGAAUGGUGUUCGUUGGAGCGGCGCACCCAGCAUGGUAAACAACACCAUGACCACAUACGGGGUGGUUAUAAGCAAGGACGAGAUUUACUACAAAUACGAGCUGGUGAACAAGUCGGUGAUUUCAACUCUGGUGGUGAAUCCUGACGGCGAUACACGGCGGCGGACAUGGGUGGAUAGAACCCACGGUUGGACUAACUACCACUCAACCAAAAUAGAUGAUUGCGAUUCGUAUGGAUUGUGUGGGCCUUAUGGCACCUGUAACACGGCGGCCGCUCCGGUGUGUGGGUGUUUCGACAAAUUUGUGGCCAAGCAUCGAGACGAUUGGGACAGGGCGGAUUGGUCGGCGGGUUGUGUUCGGGAGGUGGGUCUGAAUUGCAGCAGCGAUGGGUUUCUCAAGUACAGUGGUGUCAAACUGCCCGACACAAAUGUUUCCUGGUACAACCAGACCAUGUCGCUCGGUGAAUGUGAGGAUGUUUGCGCAACAAACUGUUCGUGUAUGGCUUAUACUAGUUUGGACAUUAGGAAUGGAGGAAGUGGGUGCUUGCUCUGGCUUGGAGACCUGGUUGACAUUAGACAACUUUCUGAUCAUGGACAAGAUAUCUACAUUAGAAUGGCCUACUCUGCAUUGGAUGCUGAAGAUGGAUCUUCUGGAAAAAGAAGAGAGAUUGUUACAGUGGGUUUGCCAUUAAUAAUUGCUGCAGUUCUUGUAGUCCUGGGGUUAGGCACAGUGUUCUAUUUCAGGAAAUGGAAGAAGGAUCAUCCGGAGCACAAGAAUUAUGUUAUUCCUGGCUACAAGAACAAGAAGGAUUCCAGUGUUCCGACACACACUGAUGAUCUGGAGCUACCUCAGUUUGAUCUGUUUACAAUAACUCAAGCUACAGACAAUUUUUCAUUCAACAACAAGAUAGGAGAGGGUGGCUUUGGACCUGUUUAUAAGGGGGUGUUAGAAGGGGAGCAAGAAAUAGCAGUGAAGCGGCUCUCAGAAACUUCGAAUCAAGGGCUUGUUGAGUUCAAGAACGAAGUAAUCUGCAUUGCAAAACUGCAGCAUCGGAAUCUUGUGAAGCUGUUGGGAUGCUGCAUUCAAGGACAAGAAGCAAUGCUUGUGUAUGAAUACAUGCCUAAUAAGAGUCUGGAUUCAUUCAUUUUUGAUCAAGAGCAGAGUGGAUUGCUUGAUUGGCCAAAACGCUUCAAUAUUAUCAAUGGAAUUGCUCGAGGACUCCUGUAUCUUCAUCAAGACUCUAGGCUAAGAAUCAUCCACAGAGACCUGAAAGUAAGCAACAUUUUACUUGACACUGACAUGAACCCGAAGAUAUCAGAUUUUGGAAUGGCUAGAAGUUUUGGAGGGAACGAGACAGGAGCCAACACUAAUCGUGUGGUUGGAACAUUUGGGUAUAUGCCACCAGAAUACGCAGUUGACGGGAUAUUCUCAAUAAAGUCAGAUGUAUUCAGUUUCGGUGUGCUAGUAUUAGAGAUUAUAAGCGGGAAAAAGAACAGAAAAUUCGUUCAUCCCGACCAUCAACUAAACCUCAUUGGACAUGCAUGGACGCUUUAUAAAGAUAACAGGUCAAUGGAACUGGUGGAUCCAAUACUGGUUGGUUCAUGCCACCUAGCCGAGGUGGCUCGGUCGAUCCAUGUUGGUUUGUUGUGUGUGCAACAAUCUCCAGAGGAUAGGCCGAACAUGUCUUCUGUGGUAUGGAUGUUGAGCAAUGAAGGUGUUCUGCCAGAAGCCAAGCAACCUGGAUUUUUUACGGAGAGAAAUGUGGCUAUUUCUGAGCAAUACUCUGGGAAUGUAAACACACCAAGUAGUGUAAAUGACAUGACCAUCACAUUGUUAGAUGCUAGGUAGAUCCGCAGUGAAGGAAUUCUUGUAUUCACACUUCCAUUGUUUCACUCUCCUUUAGAAUUUGAAAAAUUAAAGAAAUGGUAGAUGUUGUAUAAUCUUUCAAAAGUACCGGGCACUUUGCCUUUCCAUUGAA